CGGGCGGUGUAAGUAACACACGUUUACAGCUAGCUAGCCGAGCCGCUAGCAUCAGCAAACACUACGUCUCAGAAACCACCGGUGUUAAGAGUUGCGUUGGAUUUUGGUCGCAGCCCCGCAAACCUUGAAAAAACACCCAACUUGUAACUUUCGUUUUAAAUGCUAGCUGGCAAGCUACUUGACAAAGACAUCUCAUGCUCGGGCUACAAGCGGUGGCUGAUGGAUCUUCUAUUAAAACCUCAUGGCGAUGAGCGUGGCGAUGUUUAACGAAGAGCUUUGGAUACACAGAGAGUGGCUGGUCCACCAGAGACACCAUCAGGGACCGGAGCACAGAUAACAUCUUCCAUACUGAUAAACCAUGAUCCCCAUCACUGAGCUGCGGUACUUUGUGGACACUCAGCCAGCGUACCGCAUCCUGAAACCAUGGUGGGACGUGUUCACCGACUAUAUCUCCAUUGUUAUGCUCAUGAUUUCCGUGUUUGGAGGGACAUUGCAGGUCACCCAGGACAAGAUGAUCUGCCUGCCCUGCAAAUGGGUGGUCAAUGAGACCUGCAAGAAGAACUUCAAUUACUCCACCGCACCGUUCCUCGAGCCCAAAGGGAUCCAGUACGAUCUGGACCGCCACCAGUACAACUAUGUGGACGCUGUGUGCUACGAGAACAGAUUGCACUGGUUUGCCAAGUAUUUUCCCUACCUAGUAUUACUCCACACCCUUAUUUUCCUAGCAUGCAGCAACUUUUGGUUUAAGUUUCCACGGACUAGUUCCAAACUAGAGCACUUUGUGUCCAUCUUGCUGAAAUGCUUUGACUCCCCAUGGACAACUAGGGCACUGUCAGAGACGGUGGUCGAAGAGAGUGACCCAAAACCGAUGAAGAUGAACGGCUCAAUGGACCACAAGGAGUCGGUAAUCAGUGAGGAUGUUGAAGCAAGUGUCCCUAUGCUCCAAAGGACAAAGACGCGCUUUGAGCAGGGCAUUGUAGAUCGGACGGAGACGGGGGUUCUGGAGAAAAAAGAGGGCGAACAAGCAAAAGCCCUUUUUGAAAAAGUGAAAAAGUUCCGUAUACACGUUGAAGAGGGGGACAUUGUGUACAGGCUGUACAUCCGUCAGACUAUCAUCAAAGUCAUCAAGUUCAUAUUGAUCAUCUGUUACACAGGGUAUUAUGUGCACGAUAUUAAAUUCAGCGUUGACUGUUCAGUAAAUAUCGAGAGUCUGACGGGUUACAGCGUGUACCGCUGUGCUCAUCCGUUGGCCACACUUUUUAAAAUCUUAGCCUGUUUUUACAUUAGCUUAGUGGUGGUGUAUGGCUUGAUCUGCAUGUACACACUUUGCUGGAUGCUCCGGCGCUCUCUAAAGAAAUACUCCUUUGAGUCAAUACGGGAAGAGAGCAGCUACAGUGACAUACCCGAUGUGAAGAAUGACUUUGCAUUCAUGUUGCACAUGAUCGAUCAGUACGACCCUCUGUACUCUAAACGCUUUGCCGUGUUCCUCUCGGAAGUGAGCGAAAACAAGCUGAGGCAGCUGAACCUUAACAAUGAGUGGACAUUGGACAAGCUCAGGCAGAGGAUAACUAAGAACUCUCAGGAGAAGUUGGAGUUGCACCUUUUCAUGCUAAGCGGCAUCCCAGACACUGUGUUUGACCUGAUGGAGCUGGAGGUCCUUAAACUGGAGCUUAUCCCAGAUGUCACCAUCCCCCCGAUCAUCGCCCAGCUGAUCAACCUGCGGGAAAUGUGGCUUUAUCACACACCAGCAAAAAUCGAAGCUCCAGCGUUGGCUUUUUUGCGCGAGAACUUGAAGUCCCUGCACAUCAAGUUCACUGACAUCAAGGAGAUUCCCUUAUGGAUCUACAGUUUAAAGAAUCUGAGUGAGCUCCAUCUGACCGGGAAUCUCAGUGCGGAAAACAACCGUUACAUUGUCAUUGACGGGCUUCGGGAGCUCAAGAGGCUCAAAGUUCUGCGUCUGAAGAGCAAUCUCACCAAGCUACCUCAGGUGGUGACUGACGUGGGCAUGCACCUCCAGAAGCUUUCCAUCAACAACGAAGGCACCAAGCUGAUGGUGCUCAACAGCCUGAAGAAGAUGGUGAACCUGACAGAACUGGAGCUCAUUCGCUGUGAUCUCGAACGCAUACCGCACUCAAUCUUCAGCUUGCACAACUUGCAGGAGAUCGACCUGAAGGACAACAAUCUGAAGACCAUUGAGGAGAUCAUCAGCUUCCAGCACCUCCAUCGGCUCGUCUGCCUUAAGCUCUGGUACAACCAGAUUGCCUACAUUCCCAUUCAGAUUGGCACCCUGACACACCUGGAGAAGCUGUACCUGAACAGGAACAAGAUUGAGAAGAUUCCCAGCCAGUUGUUUUAUUGCCGCAAGCUGCGCUUCUUGGACCUGAGCCAUAACAACCUGACCUACAUCCCUUCAGACAUUGGAACCCUGCAGAAUCUCCAGUACCUGGCAGUGACAGCCAACAGGAUUGAGAGUCUACCAAAUGAGUUGUUCCAGUGCAAGAAGCUUCGCACUCUGAAUUUGGGGAGCAAUUGUCUGCACUCUCUGCCAUCGCGGUUCGGAGAGCUGACUGGUUUGACCCAGCUGGAACUGAGAGGAAACCGUCUGGAAUGUCUGCCCGUGGAGCUGGGCGAGUGCCGACAGCUGAAGAGAACCGGACUUGUGGUGGAGGAGGACCUCUUCAACACGCUUCCCACGGAGGUUAAGGAACAGUUGUGGAAAGUCGACAAAGAACAAGCUUAAACAGGUCACAGUGUCACUGUUAGUGAAAUCGGAUACCCGCCGACUGGGCCCCGACACUGGAGGAAUACUGGAGGACAUGCUGUCCCAGAGGGCUUGCUAAAGGCGGCGGUAAACCUGCCGCAGUGUACUGCCCGUGAGGUUGGGUGAUCGAGAACCAGUGCCAGUUUGGCAAAACCAAAAUACUAAGUGUGGUAGCUUCUGGUUGUUCUCUUAGUUCCGUACUGUCCAGUAGAUUCUUUCUCUUCCCUCACACUCAACUCCUCAGAAUUAUGCUUUUCAGCAAUAAUGUAGCAGGUGCCGUUGUGAUUAUUUUAUCCUUCUCAAUUGUGGUGAAGAAGUUUGAAUACUUCAAAAUGUGGGUCAACAGAAAAUGGAAAUAAUAAAAAGUUUCCAAUAGGGUUGGGCUGAUGGACGAUGGCGGUGGGCCCCUCCCCCGCUCGACUCUGACAGACGGUUGCAGACUGCCAUGCACAGAUUCUCUACUAUAGUGUUUACUAUACUACAAUUUCAGAGUCGACUAUAACCUAGAAAUUUGCCAGAGAUACACUUGAGCCGUAGAACUGAUGAAUAUGUAGGCUAGGCUACUUUAAGGAGUAUCGCCUGACGCCCGGGCCUUAAUGACUGGAACAACUUGCGUUUCAUUUUGGCACACAUGCUGACAGAUAGGAGCGGCCACACUGAAGCUGUGCUGCUCAUCUAGAGAUGAGAGGACUCGCCGAUCUUCUGCUUACCACACGCGGGUCAUAGCAAAAUAGAAAGUAAAAAUUAUCUUUCACCACAGUUUUAGGCAAUCACCACAAUUAUCUGUUGAAUGUGUCACAAACCUAAAUGUUUGCAACACAUCUUGUACCCGUUUUAAAAAUAAAAGCACUCCAGCGUGUCUGUUGACUCAAUCCAUUCAUUUGUUUUAACAAGGCUUUGACUGUUGAUGAACCAGAAGACACAGGGCUUGAUGCCAUAGUGUCCUGGCAUUUAGUUGAGUACACAAUCCAACUUUUAUUCAAGGAAAUACAGUAGUUAAACCAGCAGCUCUGCUGCAGAACCGCAGCAGACACGCUGCCAGUGUAAACAGCCGCGACACGCAGCAGAACCGUGGCACAGCCGAGCAUCUACAGCCAGUACAAACCUACAGAAGGAAGAGAGUGAAUUCUGACGUUCUCUGCUAUUCCCGUCUUAAACAAAUAGCCUCCUAAUCGUUAUAUCGUUACGAACCCCUUUCACAAUAGCUCCCCUUUGGGCAUCGUCCAUUGCGAUGUUUCACAGCAUACAUCGUCAUUUGCCAAUUAAGUUAACAUCGCCCAACCCUAGUUUCCAGUGUUUAUUUACCCAAAGCAUUAGGUUCUUGAUCAAGAUUGAUCACACUACUGAAAUAAUUUGUCCAGUGAAAUCAGGAGGUAGCAAAGUGAUCUCUGAGACGUCUCCCUCCAAUCACGUGCUCCAGUGUUUUUGAUCUUUGUUACACUCCUAACUGUACUGUAGCAUGCAUAAGUAAGAAUAUGAAAUUGUUUAAGGCAAGACGCUGAAACUCUUUAUUAUGAUCGGGAAAAAAAUAAGGUAAUAUUCACAACAAUUUUAAUAUAGUUGUAUGGAAUGACCUGUAUCAAUCACAAGCAUACUACACAGUCAAGUUAGAAUCAGAAGUUUGGCUCUUUCAUGGAUUUUAUGUCUGUGUCGGUUGUCCAGAACUGACCUGAAACAAGUUUUAGCUCAGGUCUUAAGUGAGUCUCCUUCAGAGGGAAGGUUUUGCUUAAAAAAUGUUGAAAUGAGAGCAUGACACAAAAUCCCUGUCGCGAAAGAUGCUGAACUCCUUGUCUGUGAGGAGUUGUUGGACGAGGUGGGAAGACGAGGGUCAUUGAGGACACAGUGCGUGUGCUACACAGGAGGAGGUGUGGUCUGAGGCUGGCCUGAGUUUUGAUAGCAAUACAUUUGUGUAUGAGGAGCAUUACAAAACAUUAACCUGCACACAGUUUAGUUAGUGGAGAAUCUUCUGUCAGUAUGCUAAUGAGUGGGAAUGUGAGCAUGGCCACGCUGCAUUAAAAAAGUUAGUUUGCCAUGAGUUGCACAAAACAAAAUGAACAAAUUUUGGGGAAAUGCUGACAAGCUUUGCUUAACGGAUACACAAACCCUUUAUUAGUUUAAUAACUAUGCUGUCUUGGAUAUGUUGGUCUACAUGUGUACACUGAUAGUCGAUGACAUGUCUUCACAUCUGUUGUCUGAGCACCUGGCCAUUCGUGUUCAUGUAAUGUUCAUGUAACAUUGUAAUAUCAUGUUUGUAUCUUAAUAAGGAAAUUAUCAUUUUAAUCUCACUGAAAUGCAUUAAUAUAUUGAGCACCUGUGCUUGAGUUUGAAGCCAUCGUCAUUGUAAUCAAUAUUAAGUGAGUUGAAUUAUAAUUGUAUCUAAUUUUCUAUGGGAAAGAAAGAACAUUGCAAUAGGUUCCAACAUACUCUGGCCAUUUCUGACAUUUUAAAGUGCAAUUUAAAACUUUUGAUUUGACUUUAAAAAGUAUAUAAGUUAUUAAUAAACAAGCCACAAUCCACUUUUGUCAUUAAUUUCAGUGGAACAAAAACCCUUGUUUUUAGGUGAAUUUUCCUGUUUCGAUAAUGCUCCUUUAACAAUAACAGUGAAACACUUCACUGCUUUCCACCACGUUAAGAUAGCGAGGCGUCAACAUCGCCUCUGAAAAUGCUUCACUUGAAAACCAACUUACCUACGGGGAGUCGGCAUUUUCUAUUUAAACAACACAGGCACUAGACUGCGUUGGUCUGAAACCAAUUAAGACACGUGUCAUGAUUGGCACCGCUUUGCACGGGCUGUAAAAUAAAUGUCCUUAUAUGGAACAGUGAUCAUAGCGUAGCAGUGGAGUUAAGAUUUCUGUUCAGGAAGUUCAACAAUAUCCCUGUCAGGGAAAUAAAAAAAGACAAAAUGCUAGAAAAGAAGAGAAAAAAUGAUUCUUAAAGCCAUAUUUACAAAGUAAUAACUUAUCAUUUUAACUUAAGAGAUAGUUAAGACUAACUUGUCACCUUAAUUUAGUGUUUUACUUCCCUUAUCACAAGCAUGUAAGGGCUGGCUAGAAUCCACGUGAUGUAAAUUUCAUCAGCAGGUGUACGAGACGUCCUUGUGCUGCGUGUUCUCCUCAAAGCACACGAGACAGAUCGUGUAAUAAGAAAAACACGUGUGUCUGUAAGAACUAUACUGACACGUGUAAUUAAGCUUCACAAUGUUUUCUUAACCUAUCACAGUUUUUACUUGAUUUCUCAUAAUUGUAGAAGAUGUUAUGAUCAUGUUUAUAUAUAUUUGUUUUUGUGUCCCAUCAUUAUUGGGCUUCCGUACUCUCCAGGUCAGGUCGUGUCAUUGUCGCCAUGUUUGUUUCUCUGGUUUCAAAGUGUGAUCAUUUCUAGAGACGAAGUUUCAAACUUUUUUUUGCCUUCGACAGACUUUUACUUCACUUGUGUUUCGUUGCCACCGUUUUGCAGCGUGAUGCUCAAAAUGUGGAAUUCAAGAUCAAUGCAGAGCUCUGACACAGUUCAACACACAACAGGGGCUCCUGUGUUUACUCUGAGAAUUAAAAAAGAAAACAACCUUCAGUCUACGUUUUAAUAAACUUAACUGCAAGAAAACUCCGAACUAGCAAUAUACAAUAACUGGGCUCAAAAACAUUGGAAUGGUUAUUGUGCAUGUAUUUCACGAACAUGUUAAACUAUCCUUUACUGUGCAAUAUUGCCUUUAUUUAAACUAUGUAAACGUCAGAAGUGAUGUUAGUUCUCUGAUGUGCAUGGACAUUUAAUACUGUCGCACUCAUUUUAACAAGGUGAUGGUGAAUUUCAAGUGGAGUUGAUUAGAGGGGCCGGGGGGAUGCUUUUGCACUAUAGCACCUCUGCCACAUGUCACAUUUAGGUCAAUGCAAACACUGGUAAACAACUUACUGAAUACAGUGCAUGUUUUCUGAGAUGGGAAGGUUGAAGAGAAUGACUGCCAGCCAUGAGAUUAUAAAAAGUAUUUGAUUAAUAUAAUAAGUAUUUUUUAGAUCUACACACUUAAACACGUUAAGUUGGCUCCUUACCUUUUAAAUCCCGAACAGGAGCAUUUCAAAUGUUUUCCCAGAACGCCUCAGCAAUACGCCACAGAUUAAGACAAUCAACUUUAAAGCUGACAUCACGAGUGUCAGAUGUAAAGUCUUGUAGUGAGAAGUAAAUGGUCAGUAUGUAAAAAAAUAGUGUAGGUUACUAGUAAAGUGAUUUAAGUAAAUUGAUUUUUGUCUCAUAGUCAUUGAUGAUAUUCUUUUUGUAUUUUUCCGACUUUUCUUUAUCUUUUUUUUUUUUUCAUUUUGACAGCUAUUAGUAUUAUGAUAGUGAAACUACAUUUCUCAGGAAACCAGCUGUACUCACUUCUCUUAUGAGUUGAUUGCCUUUUUUUUUUUUUUUUUAUUACACCGGGUUUUUCUUAUUUAUUUGAACAGUUGUGAUAACAUUUUAUAUGCAUUUCUACACAUUAUUUUCUAGUUUGGUGUAUUUAAUAUCGACUGCUGGUUUAAAACAAAAACGUGUUUGUGUUUUUAAAGAAACCACUUGGUUUAACCUUGAUUCUGUGUUGGGUUUUUUUGGUUUUCCAUCAAUGACCGAGUAUUAAUUGAGCUGUCGUGUCUGAAUUGUUUGAAUUGUGAUUAUUAGCACAGAUGGAAGUGUUGUAUGAGAGCGUUGUGUGUGUACAGUGUGUUUACAUGAUGGCACUUAGAAACCCCUUGUUAUCCAUGAUCUUGGUCCUUUAAAAAAAUAUUAUUUAGGGUACAAAAUCAUUUUCAACAUCCCCCCCUCUCCACUCAAAUCAUAGGUGAUGUAGAUACAUGAUUUUGUGCAGUGAUUUUAUUAUUAUGAUUCUUAUUAUUUGCCAAAAUGUUUUCAUUGUUAAAGGAAAUCAUUUACAGUCUUGGCCUGUGUGACUACGAGUCGGGUUUCUGUUCGGACAUGUGUCUCAUCCUCUUGUACACCAUCCCCUGGGGUAAAGUAAAAUAAAACUUGGUUGACCACA
Messenger RNA from Hippoglossus stenolepis (Pacific halibut), 7766 nucleotides. It is a transcript of the gene lrrc8ab, whose product is annotated as leucine rich repeat containing 8 VRAC subunit Ab. NCBI's taxonomy places the organism in Eukaryota, Metazoa, Chordata, Actinopteri, Pleuronectiformes, Pleuronectidae. Gene Ontology annotation, molecular function: protein binding. Bases 359 to 2740 code for a protein of 793 amino acids. The transcript has 5 exons. The record is from RefSeq and is a predicted model, not a curated record.